Messenger RNA from Gadus macrocephalus (Pacific cod), 1118 nucleotides. RefSeq names its product cytochrome c oxidase assembly factor 6 homolog. The record is from RefSeq and is a predicted model, not a curated record. Gene Ontology annotation, cellular component: mitochondrion; respiratory chain complex IV. The coding region runs from base 260 to 502 and encodes 80 amino acids. Lineage: Eukaryota; Metazoa; Chordata; Actinopteri; Gadiformes; Gadidae. Gene Ontology annotation, biological process: respiratory chain complex IV assembly. The transcript has 2 exons.
GAAGCCACUCGUGACGUCAGCAAACAGCGACGACAGGCGCGUCCUUCAGGUUAACAUGUAACUGGAGUUAUGUUGAUGUAGUGUGUGUCUGUUUUGGCCAGGAUUACAUCUGUUGAUCGCCCAUCAACCUAUCAUAUCUUGGUUGCUGGUGAGACUUACGUGUGUAGAUUGGCCUAUCGGUGACUCGGUCCAUGUGGGGUCACUGAAGAGAGAAGGUAACCCAGUCAUCCCAGUAGAAGUUAGGACCCCCGUGGAGGCGAUGACCGCUCCCAACUCGGCCGAGAGGAAGGCGUGCUGGGGUGCCAGAGAUGAUCUCUGGAAGUGUCUGGACGACCACAAGGACCAGACUGGUCCCUGCGAGAACUUCCAGAAGCAGUUCGAAGCCAGCUGUCCAGCUCAAUGGGUGAAAUACUUUGCCAAAAGAAGGGACUUUCUGAAGUACAAGGAUAAGAUGCAAACGGAGGGUUUCACGCCGGCAGAAGGUCCGAAACAGAAGUCCUAGCCACUGGGAGGCAAUGAACACUGGAUACAACGUCUUUAAUUCUCCAGGACUCUUUAUUAUUAAUUUUUUUGAGCAGAGAUUCAAACGAAUGAAUGAUGUAUGAGAAGAUUACUUCAGUGUUUGAGGAUAAAUGUUUCAUGACCUGGUCUGAGAAUGGACCGCCCGUAUUUUGUAAUUGUUUCAUUUGAUUGAUUCUCUUACUCUCUUCGUCUCCGUAAAUAAAAUCUAGCAUGAUGGCUACUGAUACAAUUCACCCAUUAAUACCUACUUAUGAUCUGUCAAUGAAUACCAUAUUUUAUUUCUAAAAAACAAAUUAUUCUAGUGUGUUUGAGGUACCAAAUAAACACAAACACAGAGUUCAUUGUAAUCCGUUUUAAUUUCAUUUAUUAUAAUCCUAUCCCUGUUCUAUCGAUGUACUGGAUAUAUUUCAAACACAAAAGUCAUUGAAACAUUCAGAUGAAUAUCACAUUUGAUUCUGAUCACAGGAGAAGAAGGCACGUUAUUCAUAUAUUACAAGUCAUCUUGUAUGUACACCAGGUGUGGAUUCACCGUCGAAGUAUGAAAACUAGUGUGUGAAACUGAAAUAAAUAACUGGAAAUAAAUCCUGCUCUAUUUA